AUGCCAAUCUCUCUUCAUAUUCGAGAAUUUAUUUCUUUUUUCUUUCUUUUUUAUUUUCCCGUCCUUCGUUUACAUUCCAUUGUCAUUUUUUUUCUAUCUUCAUUUUUCUCAUCAUUUUCAUCAUUUUUUUCUCCAUUUUCUCCUUUCGCUUCAUUUUCUCCUUUUUUGUCACCAUCUCUUUUCACUUCUUUUUUUCUUUUCUCUUCCUUUUCUUCUUUUUUCUCCCUCUUCUAUUUUCUUUUAUUUUUCUCGUUUUUCUCUAUAUUGUAUUUUAAUUUCUUUUCAUUCUUUUUCUCUAUCUUCCCUUUUUAUUUCUUAUCUUUGUCACUAACUUCUUUUUUCACCUUUAUUCUUUCUUUUUCCUCUAUCUUCUCUUUUUUUUUUUUUUUUUUUUUUUUUUUCACUUCUUUCUUUCUUUUUUUCUUCUUUUUUUUAUUUCCUUUUUUUCUUUUUAUUUCUUUUUUUUUUUUUUCUUUCUCUUUUCUCCUUUUUUUUUUCUUUUUUUCUCUAUCUUCUCUUUUUCAUUUUUUUUUUUUUUCUUUUUUUUUUUUUUUUUUUUUUUUUUUUUUUUCUCCUUUCUUUUCUUUUUUUUAUUUUCUUCUUUUUUUUUUUUCUUUUUCUCUUUCUUCUCUUCCACUUCUUUUCCUUCUUUUCCUAUCUUCUCUUUUCAUUUCUUUUCCUUUUUUUUAUCUUCUCUUCAUUUCUUUUUCCUUUUUUCUCUUUCUUCUCUCUUCCUUUUUUUUUUCUUUUCUUUUUUUUUAA
Messenger RNA from Acanthosepion pharaonis, 762 nucleotides. The record is from the annotation of a GenBank genome assembly. Lineage: Eukaryota; Metazoa; Mollusca; Cephalopoda; Sepiida; Sepiidae.